Messenger RNA from Cercospora beticola, 1482 nucleotides. RefSeq lists its product as uncharacterized. The record is from RefSeq and is a predicted model, not a curated record. Lineage: Eukaryota; Fungi; Ascomycota; Dothideomycetes; Mycosphaerellales; Mycosphaerellaceae.
GGAAUAUAAACUGCAUAUUUCCCGACUUCUUACCAAACAAUCGCGAUGACGGACUGAGCCUAGAAAGCGGGGAAGAUGAUGCUGCUGUCGUUGUUGGCUACCUUGAUGGUGGUUUGCAAGUGCCAGGUGACACGCAUAUGGCUGUCACAGCAUCACCUCCGUCCAUGAAUGGAUCUUGGUUCCAGUACUGCAAUGAGCCAUUCAACUUGCCAGACCUACCGAGCAGCAACUUCGAUGGCCUGCAAGCUAUGGCGGACGUUGUUUCCACCCCGAGUCACGCAGACAUAGAGCCGAUCGACAGAGGCUCGGACGUUCAGAUACGCUCGGAAUAUGUGUCGAAACAGCUAGCUGGCAUUCCAAAAUGUUUCGUGGAGCAAGCGCAGACUUCCUUCAUACACCGGAGCCUCAUGCAGUCGAGACCUGAUCCUGCUCUCCAGGAUGCGCUCAGCGUAGCUGCACUCUAUUUCCUGCGGAAUGACAGCAACCGCUUACUGGCUAUCCGCAAUUUGGAACACAAAGCACGCCAGCUGAUUGCAACCACAAAUUUGCAAGCGAUCAGUCGGGCCAGAUUACUUGCCGCCGCACAGGCGCUUUUGGUAUACCAGCUGAUACGCCUCUUUGAUGGUGAUAUACGACUUCGUGCACAGGCGGAGGCGGAUGAAGCGUUCCUCUCAGCAUGGGUCGACCACCUUCGAUCUGACAUAUCGCUUAUGGCCCCGAACAACCUCAACUCCGAGACAGGACAGAACAGCCUUUCAACACGUGACUGGCAGUCGUGGCUAUUCGAAGAGAGCACACGCCGCACUAUCAUUGUGUCCAUGCUGCUCAAAGGCAUCUACCACUUUUUGAAGACCGGUCGCGACACCGAGCAAGACCUUCGAUUGACGUUCAAUGCACACGCAUCUCUUUGGAGCGCACAAUCUCAACAAAGUUGGCUUGCAAAGCGAAACGAUGGACAAGAUCUGCAACUACGUGUCGUGCAUUGGAACGAAGAUAUCACAAAGGCUACACCUGAAGAUCUCGACGAGCUCGGAGUGCAGAUCAUGGCUAUGUUGUGGGGAGUGGGAGCAACGCAACAAUGGUUGGGAGGCAGCUAUCUUUCCCGGCAUGGUUUCCAAAGUGCUUGAGUUACUACAAACUCACAGCACUGGCUGGUAUUUGACAACCUCCUGUUCACUGGUUCUUCGACUCUCGCCUCUCUUCUGCUCGCCUUUCUUUGAGAAGUUGCAGGGGCCAUGCUUAUGAGCAGCGACUCGGGUAGGGUGGUCAUGAUCAGAGAUUGUAACGCAUGUCGCCAAUGACCAGCAACUUGUGUCUGGGAGCAUCCGAUUUUAUGCAACGCCGCGGACGCGAAUUCGUCCGGCCGCAAAACGAAAAACGAUGGCGGUACACCGCUAUUCGCUGUACUAACUUGUCCGAUUACCAGAGCAUUGACAUUCACGCCUGCUGCCUUCUCAUUCUCAUCAGGAGAAGCCAGUUCCG